AUGGAGGACAAACUCCGGUUAAAAGAAGCCGAAAACAUCAAGCGUCUCGCUUUCCUGGCUAUCAGUGUCAGCACCGUCGCCACGUUGACUGCGAUCGUAGCUGUACCAGCCAUCUACACCUACCUCCAGACGGUCCAGUCGAGCCUCCAAAUCGAGGUCGACUUCUGCCGUCACCGUACCAACGGACUGUACGCUGAAUUCCACCGUAUCCCAAGCGCCCCAAGACUACGUCGCGACGUGUUCCGCAAGAGUUCGGGAUCGACCGGUCAUGCCAAGGCUCGUGCUGCUGAUACUUACGGUGAAGCACCAAAGGACCAAAGCUACGCUGCCACACCUUCAGGCUACGAUGCUCCAGUCUCGGCCCCAGUUAACCAUCAACCAGCCGCCUCGGACAACCAACAAUGUGGCUGCUCUUGUGGAGUUGGACCAGCUGGACCACCCGGUGCCCCAGGACAAGACGGUAACCCAGGAGGUGACGGUAACGCUGGUCGUGACGGUAGCCCAGGAGAAGACGCCGCCCAAAACCAACGCCCACAAGCCGACGACUACUGCUUCGACUGCCCUGAAGCUCCAGCUGGACCAGUCGGACCACCAGGCCCACAAGGACCACCAGGUGUUCCAGGUGUACAAGGAUUGGUUGGACAACCAGCACCACCAGCCGGACAAGGUCAACAAGGACCACCCGGACCACCAGGCCCACAGGGACCAUCCGGACCACCAGGCGCUCCAGGACCAAACGGUGUACUCAACACUGUCGAGGGACCACAAGGACCAGCUGGACCAGCCGGACCUAACGGACCAAAGGGUGCUCCAGGACAGCCAGGACAACCAGGACAGGACGGUGAGCCAGGCAAACAAGGACCAGAAGGAGAGAAGGGUGUACCAGGCCAACAAGGUGCUCCAGGUGUGCCAGGUGAUGCUGGUGCUGAUGGUAACGCUGGACCUCAAGGCGGUUGUGACCACUGCCCACCACCAAGAACUGCUCCAGGCUACUAA
Bursaphelenchus okinawaensis is the source of this 996-nucleotide messenger RNA. The record is from the annotation of a GenBank genome assembly. Lineage: Eukaryota; Metazoa; Nematoda; Chromadorea; Rhabditida; Aphelenchoididae.